Molecule: messenger RNA, 3235 nt
Organism: Nilaparvata lugens (brown planthopper)
Lineage: Eukaryota; Metazoa; Arthropoda; Insecta; Hemiptera; Delphacidae
Gene: Oatp33Ea
Product: solute carrier organic anion transporter family member 74D
Exons: 13
Coding region: 913-2964 (683 amino acids)
Biological process (GO): transmembrane transport; sodium-independent organic anion transport
Cellular component (GO): membrane
Molecular function (GO): protein binding
Source: RefSeq, a predicted model, not a curated record
CCAGGAGCGUGGAGUGGUGACUCUUCCUCAGAGUUCAGACGCCGGUGAUACUGUAGGUUGUUCGUUCCAACGUUAGUAGAAUCUUGAGCUCCUAGUUCGCAGUUCACAUUCGUUUCAUUCUCAGACACAAACGCGGCUUACUCUCAGUUCGCGUGUGUAUUGUUUAUAAAAUACUCUUUGCAACUUAUAUUCUUUGUUCUACAAUACUAUUUGCACUCAGUUCGCGUAUGUAUUGUUUAUAAAACAAUAUUCUUUGCAACUUAUAUUCUUUGUUCUACAAUAUUAUUUGCACUCAGUUCGCGUAUGUAUUGUUUAUAAAACAAUAUUCUUUGCAACUUAUAUUCUUUGUUCUACAAUAUUAUUUGCACUCAGUUCGCGUAUGUAUUGUUUAUAAAACAAUAUUCUUUGCAACUUAUAUUCUUCAUUCUACAAUAUUCUUUACACUCAGUUCACGUCUGUAUUGUUUAUAAAACAAUAUUCUUUGCAACUUAUAUUCUUCAUUCUACAAGUUUCUUAGCAUUCAGUUCGCGUCUGUAUUGUUUAUAAAACAAUAUUCUUUGCAACUUAUAUUCUUCAUUCUACAAUAUUCUUUACACUCAGUUCGCGUAUGUAUUGUUUAUAAAACAAUAUUCUUUGCAACUUAUAUUCUCCAUUCUACAAAAUUCUUUGCACUCAGUUCGCGUCUGUAUUGUUUAUAAAACAAUAUUCUUCGCAACUUUCUCGGUGUGUGUGUGCGCUCCGGUACAGUUUUCAACAACUGCUAUUCAGCUGUGUGUGUGUGUUUAGUUAGUACAUGGUUUGUCAUAGCUGGAUCUGCAAUAUAUGUGUACAAUCAACAUUGCUGGUUCUUGGUCAGUUGAAGAACUUCGGCAGCGUCUCUCUGCACAGUGUUGAUUGACCGCACCCGAUGCAAUGAGUAUCAGUAGCAGCUCAUGUGGCUUUGGAUCGCUGUUCCGGCCGACAUGGCUGCAGCGGUUUGCGACUGCGCGCUGCUUCCUGGUCGUCUACGGUCUACUGGGCACCAUUCAGUCCAUGGCGUUCAUCUACUUCGUCUCCACUCUCACCACGCUCGAGAAACGGUUCAAGAUUCCUAGCAAAACUACAGGUUUCAUGAUGAGCGGUAACGAGGUAAGUCAGGUGCUUUUAUCACUGCUGCUGACCUAUUACGGCGGUCAGAGGAACCGACCGCUGUGGAUCGCGUGGGGCGUCGCCUUCUCGGCUGCCUCUUGCUUCAUAUUAGCCGUGCCGCACUUCCUGUAUGGCCCAGGGAGCACCGCUCUCUCGCUCACCAAGGAGUUCCUCACCAGUCAUCCUGAUAUGAACUCCACCAAGUUCAACAAGGAUGACGCAUUAUUGUGCUCUAGUGAGAACAGGGAGGAGUCACACUGCAAAGUCAAUGACAGUGUUGGCGAAUUCUCAUCAGUUCCUCCGCUUCUAGUUUUCUUCUCGCAGUUUUUCCUUGGAAUUGGCACAACGUUAUACUAUUCGCUGGGUCAGACGUACAUUGACGACAAUACUAAGAAGAAAAAUACACCCAUGCUGCUUGGCCUUACUCUAUCUUUGAGAACGAUUGGCCCAGCUUUUGGAUUUGUUGUUGGAUAUUUGUGCUUGAAGCUGUACAUCGACCCAACUUUGACUCCGAUCAUUGAUCAGAAAGAUCCUCGCUGGCUUGGAGCUUGGUGGCUAGGUUGGAUGAUUCUUGGAUCAGUGAUGUUGUUAUUCUCAAUCCUGAUCUCCUGCUUCCCUAAGAAGCUGCCACCCAAGAAGACGCAAGUGGGAGUUGCUGUGAAUAAUGUUAAAAAUCAGAAGAUUUCACUGGACCAAGAGAAAACUGUUCCAAAUUUGGAUCCUGUUGAAGCCUUUCAAAUAACCGAGGAAAAACAGAAGGCUCCAAAGUUGAAAGAUUUCCCAGCCGCUUUAGCACGAUUACUGAAGAACAAGUUACUGAUAAUAAAUAUUUUCUCUGGUGUUUUCUACAUCCUUGGAGGCUCAGGCUACAUAACUUACAUUACCAAGUACUUAGAAAUCCAAUUCCAAAUUUCUGCUGCCGACGCUAGCUUCAUUAUUGGUCCAACCACAAUUCUGUCAAUGACAAUAGCGUUCCUAGGAUCUGGCUUCCUCAUAUCGAAAUUCAGACCGAGGCCCGUUUUCCUUUUGUCAUGGAAUGUUGUUGUCGGCAUCUCCUUUGUGAUUGGCGAGUUGGCAUUCAUUUUUAUUAGCUGUAAAAGUAGCAGUCUGAUGGGAUAUGACAGCAGCAAUAUAAACAGGAUACAAAUCAUAAACGAGUGCAACAGGAAUUGCGGCUGUGAAGGAGUCAAGUACAGUCCGGUGUGCCUCCCGGAGCAGGGCACCACAUUCUACAGCGCUUGUCACGCAGGGUGUACGUUAGCUGAGAACAAUGAACACAAAAAGUUGACAUACAGAAACUGUAGCUGCAUCAAUGAGGAAAUCUUCGAAUUUGACGGGAUGAAAAAAGACGUGAAUGAUAACAACGUCUAUCACGGCAAUGUUGACCCCACCAUCACGCUGGAAAACGGGCCGUGCAAUAAUGACUGCUACAAAAGUUUUGUCAUUUUCAUUUCGAUAACUUGCAUUAUGCACUUUCUGGGAAGCUCUGGUAGGAUUGGCAACAUUCUAGUCAAUUACAGAUGUGUCGAUGAGUUGGAUAAAUCCUUUGCUCAAGGCUUAUCACUUCUACUUAUCAGCUUACUGGCAUUCAUUCCUGGACCCAUUUUGUAUGGCUACAUCAUAGAUUCAACGUGCACUAUAUGGGAUGAAACCUGUGGAGAGAGAGGCAACUGUUGGUUGUACAACAGGGAAGAUUUUAGAUUUAGAGUCAAUAUCACAGCUGCAGCAUUGACAUUCAUUGGAGCAGUUCUUGAUGGAGUCGUCUGCUAUCUUGGUAAAGAUUUGGAUCUCUACACAGAAGCCAACGCUGAACAAAAACCUGAAGCCAAGACGUGACAGAAAUCCGAGGCAGUUCAAAUAAACAUCAAUAGUACAAGAACUAUCUUAUUUUAAGAAACUUUCUCUUGUGUGUGCUACCUCACAAGCGAUAUGACAACAACUCUGUGUGAUGAGUGAUAAUUUUAAGUGAUUGAUCGUUUUAUGAUCAAAUCGUGUAUAGUUAUAAUCGUUUUAUUAUCUAACAUUAGACCAUACGGCACUUUGGAUAUGUGUGAUCCGAUUUGAAAAAUGUUUGCAAUAUGUAAUGAAAUAUAUUUAAUUUAUCAAA